AUGAAAGGUCAUCAUAAAGUGACAUUGGGUGUUGGACAGGUCUUCGGGAUCAAACUCGCCCCGUCCGCGUCGGUCGUGCAGAUCGCCGCAGCGGCCGGCUUCGACGCGCUGUUCAUCGACCUCGAGCAUUCGGCCCUGUCCCUCAACGAUGCCAGCCUCCUCUGCACGACGGGUCUGUUGGCGGGGAUAACCCCGUUCGUGAGAGUGCCGUACCAGUGCGGCGACGGGUUCGUCCAGAGGGUCCUGGACGGAGGAGCCAUGGGGGUCAUCUUCCCGCAUGUGAGCACGAGAGACGAGGCUGAAUCUGCCGUCGCCAUCUCAAAGUACCCGCCCGCCGGGAAACGCUCGAUGACCGGACAACUCCCUCAGUUCGCAUACGCGGCCCAGCCGCACGCCGUGGUGAUCCCGCAAUCCAACAACGUGGGCUCGACCGUCAUCGUCAUGAUCGAAACAAAGGAGGCUCUGCAGAACCUCGACGCCAUCGCCUCCGUCCCGGGCGUUGACGUGCUCCUUGUCGGGUCGAACGAUUUGACCAUCGAGCUCGGCAUUUCCUCGCAGUUUGACAGUCCGGUGUACAAGGAAGCCAUGGAGAAAAUCAGCCAGGCGUGUAAAAAGCAUGGCAAGAUCAUGGGCUUGGGUGGCGUCUACGACAAUCCCACGAUCCAAGGCUGGGCGGUCCAUGACUUGGGCGUGGGAUUUGUCCUGGGUGGCCAGGAUUCCAGUUUCAUUGCAAAGGCGGCAAAGGCCUGUGCUGAGGCGUUGGUUAAAGUAGAGAAGAGCCAGAACUGA
Molecule: messenger RNA, 789 nt
Organism: Cladophialophora immunda
Lineage: Eukaryota; Fungi; Ascomycota; Eurotiomycetes; Chaetothyriales; Herpotrichiellaceae
Exons: 2
Coding region: 1-789 (262 amino acids)
Cellular component (GO): cytoplasm
Molecular function (GO): aldehyde-lyase activity
Source: RefSeq, a predicted model, not a curated record